Molecule: messenger RNA, 1693 nt
Organism: Ceratotherium simum simum (southern white rhinoceros)
Lineage: Eukaryota; Metazoa; Chordata; Mammalia; Perissodactyla; Rhinocerotidae
Gene: PLBD2
Product: phospholipase B domain containing 2
Biological process (GO): phospholipid catabolic process
Cellular component (GO): extracellular region
Molecular function (GO): glycerophospholipase activity
Source: RefSeq, a predicted model, not a curated record
CCACCCGCCUCCCGCAGCCGCUCGGUGGUCCUGGACGCCGGGAGCGGCCAGCUGCGCCUGGUGGAGGGCCGCCACCCCGACGCCGUGGCCUGGGCCAACCUCACCAACGCCAUCCGCGAGACCGGGUGGGCCUUUCUGGAGCUGCGCACCGACGGCCGCUACAAUGACAGCCUACAGGCCUACGCAGCAGGCGUGGUGGAGGCCGCCGUGUCUGAGGAGCUCAUCUACAUGCACUGGAUGAACACCGUGGUGAAUUACUGCGGCCCCUUCGAGUAUGAAGUCGGCUACUGCGAGAGGCUCAGGGGCUUCCUGGAGGCCAACCUCGAGUGGAUGCAGGAGGAGAUGGAGUUGAACAAGGACUCUGCCUACUGGCACCAGGUGCGGCUGAGCCUCCUGCAGCUGAAAGGCCUGGAGGACAGCUAUGAAGGCACUGUGACCUUUCCGACCGGGAGGUUCACCAUCAAACCCUUGGGGUUCCUCCUCUUGCAGAUUGCUGGGGACCUGGAAGACUUGGAGCCAGCCCUGAAUAAGACCAAGACCAGGCACACUGUGGGCUCUGGCUCCUGCUCCGCGCUCAUCAAGCUGCUGCCUGGACAGAGUGACCUCCUGGUGGCCCACAACACCUGGAACUCCUACCAGAACAUGCUGCGUGUCAUCAAGAAGUACUGGUUCCAGUUCCACGCGGGCCCCCAAGAGGACUCUCCCCUGGCUCCUGGCAACAGGCUGGUCUUCUCGUCCUACCCAGGCACCAUCUUCUCCGGCGACGACUUCUACAUCCUGGGCAGUGGGCUGGUGACUCUGGAGACCACCCUUGGCAACAGGAACGCGGCCCUGUGGAAGUACGUGCAGCCCAAGGACUGUGUGCUGGAAUGGGUGCGCAACAUCGUGGCCAACCGCUUGGCUGUGGACGGGGACAGCUGGGCAGACAUCUUCAAGAGGUUCAACAGUGGCACGUACAACAACCAGUGGAUGAUCGUGGACUACAAGGCGUUUGUGCCCGGCGGGCCCAGCCCUGGGAGCAGGGUGCUCACCAUCCUGGAGCAGAUCCCGGGCAUGGUGGUGGUGGCUGACAAGACCUCGGAACUCUACCAGAAGACCUACUGGGCCAGCUACAACAUACCGUCCUUCGAGAGUGUGUUCAACGCCAGCGGGCUGCAGGCCCUUGUGGCCCAGUAUGGGGACUGGUUCUCCUACGACGGGAGCCCCCGGGCCCAGAUCUUCCGGCGGAACCAGUCGCUGGUGCACGACCUGGACUCCAUGAUGCGGCUCAUGAGGUACAAUGACUUCCUGCAUGACCCCCUGUCCCUGUGCAAAGCCUGCAACCCCCAGCCCAACGGAGAGAACGCCAUCUCGGCCCGCUCCGACCUCAACCCGGCCAACGGCUCCUACCCGUUCCAGGCCCUGCGCCAGCGCUCCCACGGGGGCAUCGACGUGAAGGUGACCAGCAUGGCGCUGGCCAAGGCCUUCCGCCUGCUGGCGGUCAGUGGCCCCACGUGGGACCAGGUGCCCCCGUUCCAGUGGAGCGCCUCGCCCUUCAGCGGCCUGCUGCACAUGGGCCAGCCUGACCUCUGGAAGUUCCUGCCCGUGGAGGUCUGGUGGGACUGAGGCUCCAUCUCUGCUCUGCUGCCUUCUGCCUCUGCUGAGCCCCCAGGGCCACCCGCUCCAGCCCCGCCCUGACCUCCUGCCAGCCCCC